UACGGUCGCUCGUGGACAUAUGGAACGCGGAUAAAUCACGGCAGGAAAAUACUACUUUGUGUUGAAGAAACAAAAAAUGGACCUUUAGUGUAAAAAUGUAAACGUGCGGAGUUUUAUCGACUCGGACGGGAAUACUUGGGCGUAUUUGCGGAACUUUUUACCACGGGAAAAGAAUGACAACAACACAUUAGUGUUGGCAACCUAGAAGUGCAUCAUUUCCUCCAGACUGGAUAUCCAAGCACAACAAAGAUGAGAAUACAAGGACAGCCUGAGGGCGCGAGGAGACGUCUGGAUCUGAAUGCAGUUGGUGAGCUCAGGGGUGUGGAGGUCAUCCGCGGUCGGGCUGGGUAUGGGUUUACCAUUUCAGGACAGCGUCCCUGUCUGAUGAGUGGCAUCUUAGCGGGAAGCCCUGCUGACCUGGUGGGACUCAAACAAGGGGAUCGAAUAAUGGCUGUCAAUGGGACAGAUAUGUCUACGGCAUCACAUGAGGCUGUGGUGCAGCUGAUUGGCAGCUGCAGAGGGCCUUUGCACCUGGUGGUGCAUGCAGAAGGUCGAGUAAUGAGAAAUCCCAUCCUUACUGAUGAAAAAUUUGGGAUGAGCCCAAAAAAAGGACUUUUCCAGAAGGCUGGUGUUCUUCGUACUAUUUCAGAUGAUACAAGUAACUCCUCUAAUUUAUGUCAUGUCAUCAACACUAAACAGAGGCCAGUGUCAGAACCUGAUAUGUCACAGUGGUCCCAACAGUGGAACACUUUUGCUGAGCAGCAGAUGGAGGAGUCCUCCAGAGUGGAGGACACAGACUCUGUUUUUACAGACACAGAGGAAGUCAACCCAGACUGGAGUGUUUUGAACAUGACCUUAGUGGUGGGCUACCUCAGCUCCACAGAGCUCAUUCUGAACACCACAGAUUCAGAGGAGGAUUGUCUGAAAGCUAUCCGUGAGCGAAUACGGCAGUUGGGGACGGAGCAGGAUACCCACACUCUGGUGAUGAUGAAGAUCAUGUUUGACUGCAUCCGCCUUUGUGACGAUGCAGGAGCUGUUCUGGCAGCCCUCCCUGCUGAGAACCUGGUUUUAGGGGCCGUGUGUGCUGAAGAUCCACGUUUCUUUUGCUUGGUCACGACAGCACACAUUAUUAAUGGUCAUGUACCAGAGGACAGUCCUUUGAGGGCUUCUUGCCACGUUUUCUUUAUCGAUCCAGAGCUGAGCAACCAUGAGGACCACAUAGGGAUUGCUGGACGCUUCAGCUUCAAUUGCUCUCCAGAUCCAGAUGCUUUGGGCUGCCUAGAGUUUCCUCAAAGUCCUCCAGAUGUCCUUCAUUUUGUGACUGUGUUGUACAGUGACAUGGGGGAGGCUGUGGAGAGGCUCAGGGUCAAACUGGAUGCAGAGGUUCAACAACAAGCCAAAGAGAACGGCAGCACCGACAAACACGGCAGUGCCAGCAGCAACGGGGACAGCGGAAUAGGCAAUUCUUCCCCCCCUGAGGAGAGAGCGGACAGGGAUUUCCCUUCUGCAAUCCAGAACCACCCUGGGGCCCACCUCCCCAGCUGUCCCUGGGAUUAUCCCCCGGAUGAAGACCUCACCCCAGUAAACCUCUCCAAGAAUGAGCAAAAACUUAAUCCAGAGAACAGUUCCAGUACACAUUCCCUUUCAGAGUCACUACCUGGCCCUGAUUCUCUAACCAGCUUCUACGGAGGCCCCCCACCCAGGCUCGAGUUCCAGUUCAAGCCCCCACCACCUCCACUGCCUAUAGGUAAAAAAAUAAACUUCUUCGCAGACCCCCUUAGAAGUAGCCAAAGGUGGUUCUCAAAGCCAAAGUGGUCUAAAGCUCAAAACGCUGAUCCUGAGCCACAGGUGACCAACAGCUGGUCCUCCAGCAUUAGCCUUGGUUCAAACACGAACAUCCUGCCUCCGCCCAUGAGUCAGAUCCCCUCAGACCGGUACCAGGCAGCAGAGGUCAUGAUGAUGCCCCCUAGAGAAGAAUGGACCAGAAGGUUCCUGGAGCAGAGAGAGAGGCAGCGAAAAGAUGGUGGCCACAAAAAUGGCUCCAGGUUUUGGGGUAUCGCUGGUGUCCGUGCCUCUAAACGCCGCUCUGCCAAACGCCUCAGCCUCGCAAGAUCACUGGACGACCUUGAGUCUGCUGCUUCUUCAGACGGUGCUCUGAAGUGGCCAUCUGCUGCAGUGAUAGCAGAUUAUGGCGGAGUCCAGUUGCAGGGAUGCUGCAGCCAGAGCAGCCUGAACAGCAAUGGCAGUCUUCCAGGAGUAGGAAGUCAUCGAGGACUUCAAGAGCAGCGCGUGGCCAGCUGGGCUGCCUGCUUUGAGCAUCUUCUCCAGGAUCCUGUUGGCGUGCGCUACUUCUCGGAAUUUCUCAAGAAAGAAUUCAGUGAAGAGAAUAUCUUGUUCUGGCAGGCCUGUGAAUGCUUCAGUCAUGUCCCUGCAACGGAUAAAAAGCAGCUGUCUCAGAGAGCCGGAGAGAUCUACAACAACUUCCUGUCCAGCAAGGCCACCAUGCCGGUCAACAUUGACAGCCAAGCCCAGCUGGCUGACGACGUCCUCACCUCCCCACGACCUGACAUGUUUAAGACCCAGCAGCUACAGAUCUUCAACCUGAUGAAGUUUGACAGCUACUCACGAUUCCUCAAGUCCUCGCUUUUCCAGGAGUGUAUGCGGGCUGAGGUGGACGGUCUGCCCCUGCCGGACCCUUACCAGAUCCCCUGUAGUCCUGCACCCUCCAAGCACAGCGCCAGCUCCGACCGCUCCACCCUUUCCACUCCCAAAAAGGAAACCAGAAAGCAGAGGUCAGGGCGGUCACUGAAUGAGGACAGCAGGGAUGAGAGCGCCGAUAAGAAACGUGGCUUCUUCUCAUGGUCCCGUAACAGGAGCUUUGGGAAGGGUCCGAAGAAGAAGGACAUUGGAGACAUUAACCUCGACCAUUGGGGUAGUAAUGGGCGAAGGGAGUCCCAGGGCUCGUUGUCUUCUGGUACCAGUCUGGAGAUGGCUACUUCCUGCUCGGCUGGCAAGAUUGAUUCAGAAAACCGACACUCAGUUGGAGUGUGGGAGCGUUCGCCGAAACACUGCAGCGUGAUGCUGCCCGACGGGUCGUGCUCCUCCAUCAACCUCCGGCCUGGCGCCUCCAUUAGAGAAGUCCUGCAAGAUCUGUGUCAAAACAUUAGUGUCAACAUCGCUGCUGUCGAUCUCUUCCUGGUGGGAGGGGAGAAGCCGUUAGUUUUGGACCAGGAUUGCAUGACCCUCAGCUCACGAGACUUGAGACUGGAGAAGCGGACCUUGUUUAGAUUGGACCUCGUACCCAUAAACCGCUCCGUUGGGCUCAAAGCCAAACCCACCAAACCUGUCACCGAGGUCCUGCGUCCUGUCGUGGCCAAAUACGGCCUCCACCUCAACGAUCUGGUGGCCAAAAUAAGCGGAGAAACUGAGCCUUUGGACUUGGGGGCUCCCAUAUCGAGUCUGGAUGGUUUGCGUGUUGUUUUGGAACGAGCAGACCCAGGGAAAGACAAACCCAAGUCGUCUUCUCUGAAAAGUCAUCCUCCCACCAGGAGCCUUUCUGCAACAGGAGAUGAGAGGUCAACACCAAAGGACUUUUCUUUGAGAGGAAGUGGACCAGACUCAGGACUCCCAGGGGAAAAGAGAAAACAGAAAAAGAUUAAUAUAGAUGAAGCUGAAGAAUUCUUUGAGCUGCUGAGCCGAGCACAAAGCACCAGAGCCAACGACCAGCGUGGACUCCUGAGCAAAGAAGACCUGGUGCUGCCCGACUUCCUGCGUCUCACCCCCCCGUCCUCGUCCUGCUCCAUGUCCUCCAACCUGGCCUGCUCCACCCCCGACUCCCUGAAGGCCGGCCGGGAGAACGGCGUCACCUCGCGGAUGGCGCUCACUUCCAGCCUCCGUUCAGAGAGCCUGGACUCGUCCCUCAGCUCCAGCGCCAACGGACUUUCCGCCCCCCGCCGCUGCCUCAUGCCCCCUCCCCGGCACUUCCCUUUCGGCACCCACCUGUCCCCCAUCCCCCGGCCCUCGGACACCCGGCCCAGCCUCCGCACCGUGGAGGAGGACGCCCACACCGACCUGACGCUGGUCGGAGAGGGCGACAUCAGCAGUCCCAACAGCACCCUGCUGCCGCCGGCGCCGUCGCCCAUGGCGUCCUUCGAGUGCAGCCUCCCUGAAGCCGACUUCACCCCACCCCCACCCUGCCCCCCACCCCAGGACGCAGCCACAGAGGGGAAAUCACCUUCAGAUGGAACAGUAAAUCCAGAGCCAGGCUCAAACACCAAACCACCUGCAGACAGAGGCGACGCUGCUCAGAUGACUCAGGAGGUGAUGGAUGUGGAGGCGGUGCAUUUGGAGGAGGGAUCGGUGGAGGCGUCCCAGGGAGACGACUCUGAGCUCAGCCUCAGCUUCCAGGGCUACGUGGCCGAGCUGAGGCAGUGUCAGAGUAAGAUGAGGAACGCCCAGAUGCCCCAUAAUGGACACAACCCACCGGAGGGCAAGGACUGCAAAACAGACCUGUACAAGGCCACCAUUGUCUAAAGGGAAACCUACUGUUGCACUUUUAAGCCUAAGGCACUGUCUUUGGAAAGAGAAUCUGUCAAACAUUGGGCUGCAUGUACAAAGCUGUCAAUUUCCACUCCAAAAAAACAAAAACAAAACAAGAAUAUAGAGUUAGAUAUUGUAUAUUUGUUAAGAAUUCUGGUGUCCUCUUGUUUUUUAGUAUUGGUUGUAAUUUUGGGAUGGUAAUAUGUUUUUGUCAUGAUAUAGUUUAGUAAUUAUUUCUAUGAGCCAUGGAAGGAUGACCAUGAAUAAAGCCUGAAUUUCAUGUUUAUGUUUCAGGUUUUGAUAAGGCAUACUUUAUAAACAGAAUUUACUAUUUAACUUAUUUCCCAAUAAUGUUUGAGCUAGCCAAAAGUCAUGUUAGAGAAGGAUACACAUAAGCCAAAGGGAUUUUUUCACAAAGUGGUUUCUUAAAAAA
Sphaeramia orbicularis (orbiculate cardinalfish) is the source of this 4972-nucleotide messenger RNA. It is a transcript of the gene rgs12a, whose product is annotated as regulator of G protein signaling 12a. The coding region runs from base 250 to 4533 and encodes 1427 amino acids. Gene Ontology annotation, molecular function: GTPase activator activity; protein binding. The transcript has 19 exons. Gene Ontology annotation, biological process: signal transduction; regulation of G protein-coupled receptor signaling pathway. The record is from RefSeq and is a predicted model, not a curated record. Lineage: Eukaryota; Metazoa; Chordata; Actinopteri; Kurtiformes; Apogonidae. Gene Ontology annotation, cellular component: nucleus; plasma membrane; cytoplasm.